ACGAGUACGCGAAUCUGAUCAAAAUACAAUUUAGCCGUAUACAGAAUUGUCGAAUCGAUUGAGUAUUUUUCGUUUAAUUUUUUUUUUUUUGUUGUUUCGUAAAUUGACAUUCCUUCAACAUAUAUGGAGGAGUUAUAGUUUGUGUUUGUGCUACGUCAUAUUAUAGUUUAUGUUGUUGCAGAAAUGCCGAUUUACCGGACACAAAACGUCAUAGUUCAUUAGUUUUUGUAGUGCACACACAAUUAUCACACUUCUAUAAACAUAGUCAAGACACAAUCACACAGAACUAUUUAUGUAAACCACAUUGAGUACACACUGUGUUGUUGAAUGUAAACUCGCAUGGAUUGCUUUGAUGUGAAAUUUGAAGUGAAAUACUUACUUGCGUUAAUAUCAAUAUUUGAUUGUGAAAUUGUGUAGAUUUUGAUUGUGAUUUCGAUUAUUAUCGUUUUUUUUUUUUUCAUUAAGUGAAUGUCAUUCCAUAAUUAAUCUUAAAAACAGCUUAGAUUCAUUUUGGUGAUAUAAAAAAAUCACUCAACAUGUCAUCCGACCAAGAUUCAUUCAAUGAAACAGAGUUCAAAAGUCGCGGCUACCAAGAUGAAAUUCUAAAGUCAUGCAUUCAACGCAAUACAAUUAUAUACCUGCCAACGGGCGCAGGAAAAACCUACAUUGCAAUUAUGGCAUUGAAGCAUUUUGCCAAAGAUUUGGAAAAGCCAAUAUCGCAAGGUGGAAAACGGUCGGUUUUUCUGACAAAUACCGUUGCAUUGGCUCAUCAACAGGCUGAAGUGAUUGCUAAAUCAACACCACUCAAUGUAGGCGUAUACACCGGCGAUAUGAAUGUGGAUGCAUGGGGUCGUGAAAAAUGGUUUACAGAAUUCGAAGAGAAUCAUGUGAUCACCGCGACGGUUCAAAUUGUUUUAGACAUCAUUCGGCAUGGUUAUUUGAAAAUUUCGAAUUUUAAUUUAAUAGUAUUCGAUGAGUGUCACAAUGCCCAAGGCGAACAUCCAAUGUUAAUGUUGAUGGAGAAGUUUUGCGAAGUUCCAGAAAAGGAUCAUCCACGUGUGAUCGGCUUAACCGGCAUGUUGACAACGUCAUCAAUAAAACCGAUGAACGUUUUAGAUGAUUUACGAAAAUUGGAAGGAAAAUUCCGCGCAACAAUAACAACAGCCAAGGGUGCUGCAUUUAAUGACGUUUUGAUGUAUUCAACUCGUCCCGUCGAGCAAGUUAUUAUUUACGAAAAAUACUUCCCCUCAUCAUUUCAAGAAUUCAUCAUAAACAAAGUCGAUUUAAUGCAUAAAUUGAUUAAAAAUUGGCCAUUGGACGUUCAACACGAAACAAAUCGAGAUAUACGUCGCAAGGAUAAACAACCGAAAGUGCAAUCCAAAUAUGAAGGCAUUUGUAGAGAUUUCACUUAUCAAAUGACCAAUUUGGGAUUGUACGGUGCAACGCUAUCAAAUUUGGCCGCAAUUGUUGAUAUGGAAUUGAAAAAACGUGAAGCGGACACAUCUUCUGCCAAAUGGGUGUCACGAGCUUUAAUUACUGCUUUCGAAGAAAUUUUGCAUAUUCAAAUGAGAAAUCUAUAUGAUGAUGAAGAAGACGAUUCAGAAAAAAUGCAAACCGAAGAAAAAAUCGACGAACAAAAGAUUUCCGAUGAUCCGGCAACAAUCUUACUAAAUUCAUCGCCGCAAGUACAAAAAUUAUUAUCUUGUUUGAAGACAUUUGUCGAAGAAAACGAGGAACCAAUGAAAGGUCUCAUUUUUGUGGACCGAAGGUACAGUGCACGCAUUUUGUGCCAUGUUAUCAGAAGAUAUGCAAACGCAUUUCCAAAUUUGGAUAUUAGCGUGGAAUUCAUGACUGGUCGCAAUGCGUUCAUGCCCGAUUCGGUAGAAACGCUUAUGAAUAAUAAGAACAACAAUCGAGUUUUGGAUCGAUUCAGGCGUGGUGAGAUCAAUUUAAUUGUUGCCACAAGCGUGUUGGAGGAGGGCAUCGAUUUACAGGAAUGCAAUUUAGUAAUUGCCUACGAUGCGCCGAAAACAUUCCGAUCGUAUGUUCAAAGAAAAGGACGAGCUCGCAUGCCAAAAAGUAAAUUUGUAAUGAUGACGCCAUCUGCCGAACACAAUAAGUUGCAAAUGAAGGCCGCCGAAUGGCAAGAAGUCAAUCGAAUUUUAAAAGAUUAUUUGGUUUUGAAAGCAAUCGAUCGACCACCACCCAUGCAAGAUGACAUUGACCGAGCAAUUGAAUUAAAAUAUAACGAGAAAUUUACAACUCCAAAGGGUGCAACGGUUGACUAUAAUUCGACCGCUGGUUUGAUUAAUCGUUAUUGCGGAAGUUUGCCGCAUGAUAUGUUUACCGUUCCGGCUGUUCAGUGGGAAGAAACUAUUGAUAAAAAUGGAAAAUAUAUCGGUAGCUUGAUGUUGCCCAUACAGUCUCCGAUCAAGGAGAAGAUUAUCAGUAAACCAAUGCCCACUUCCAAAUUGGCAAAACGUAGUGCAGCGUUUGAAGCAAUAAAACAAUUGUACUAUUUUGGCGAAUUAACUGAUAAUUUAAUGCCAAUCAAUAGAAAUAAGUGUUUGGACAAAUACAAAGAUGUAUACUUCCGCACAUGGAAUGAUUUCAAACAUGAAUCAAAAGAUGCGGGCACACGUAAAAAUUAUCGAAUGCAUGACAUUCAAACGCCACGUGAAUUAAAAGCUAGUAUGCCACGGACGAAUGUGCAGCUUUAUUUGUACGAAAUUACAAUGGAUCCGAAUUUUAAAGUGUCCGAUCUACAUUUCGAUGUCCAUGACGAGAAUAUAAAAAUAUUCCAUAGUCUUUUGCAAUCACCGCGUAGUUAUGGAAUUUUAACAACGAAACCAUUGCCUCGAAUGGGCACUAUGACGUUUUUUCAAUCGUUUGGAGAAAUUAAAUGCUGCGUUAGCGCAAACCCAAAGGUCAUUAAAUUAGGAGAUCCCCAGAAAUUGAACGAACUCAAGCGAUUCCAUUGUGUUUUGUUCAAAUACAUUUUGGAUAUUUGGAAGACAUUCUUCGUGUAUGAUCAAGAAGAUUCGGUGAUUAUUGUUCCAACGAUCAAUCAACAAAUCAAUUGGCAAAUCGUCGAACAAUUCCAAACCUGGUCUGAAUUGAAGGGAAAGACCAUUGCUGAACGUACGAAUGCCAUGUACAGAAGAGAUGAGUGGGAGCACUUUGUCAUUUGUCCGUGGUAUCGUGCCGAUCAAAAUACCAGAUAUGUGGUGACACAGGUAUCAGAGCAUCAAACACCACUAAGUGAAUUCCCAAAUAAUAUGUUUCCAAACUAUGCAUCAUAUGUGCUGAAUAAAUAUCCAAAUAUCGAUCGAGUGGUAAAUGAUAAUCAAUUUCUGAUCGGUGUCAAAGGAAUAACGACACAUUUCAAGCAAUUGACACCAGGCGAGGGUGACGAUGGUAGUCGUAAAAAUACAAAACAAAAACCACGUGGACCCGAAUUUUUGAUUCCCGAAUUGUGCCACAACUUCCGAUAUCCCGGUGAUUUAUGGUUGAAAGCAGUUCUUUUACCCAGUGUUCUUCAUCGGAUUACAUAUAUUUUGCAUGCAGAAUAUAUUCGAAAUGCCAUCAAUAACUAUGUUGGUCUGAACAUUGUUAAUUACGUUCCGGAUCCGUUGAUUGAAAAAAUGGCCAAAAAUAAAGAUCCAUCAAAUGAACGAGCUCCAAUCCAAAAUUCCAUUGUAUUUCCGAAGGCCGAUGAAAUUACACCAAAAGAAUUGACUUCAGGUGAUAUUGCACGUUUUGAUUCGGAUACGGCCAUUCUAGGGCCAGAAAUUCGAGAGCCUAUCGAUCUCGAACGGCAUUUUGAUAAUGUUUAUGAAGUCGAUAUUGACUACUACUAUCAGUUCAUACAUCGUGCAUUCUCUGGACUAUCAUUAGACGAAAGUAAAAACGCAAAUAAAAAUAGUAUGCUAUCUCCGCAUCGCUUCCACACAAAUGUGCCGGCAUUAUGUGAUGUGGUUGAGGAAGAUAGACUCCGGAUCAAUAUCCUCGAUACAAAAAUAACAACCGAAAUCAAACGAGGCGUGGAACAGCAUGAAAUUUUGGCUGCAAUUACAACCGCUUCGUCGGCCGAUGUAUUUCAUAUGGAAUUGCUUGAAGUGUUGGGCGAUGCAUUUUUGAAAUUCAGCGUUUCGUUAUACUUGAUUCAAAGUCAUCCCGAUUGGCAUGAAGGUUUCUUGACCACAAUCAAAGGGCAAAUUGUUGGUAAUAGACAUUUGUGCUACAGUGGUAUCAGAAAAAAUAUCCCCGGAAUGUUAAAAGUGCAUCAUUUCAAUCCGAAAGCUGAUUGGCAACCGCCAAUGCUGAAGGUUGACGAUCAAAUUCAGAUUAGCAUGCAAGAAUACCAUAUUACACCCGAAAUUCUUUAUAAACUAAUUCUAUCAAACGAAGAACUGGAACGUGGGGAAGUGUCACAAUCAAAUUUUGCUGAGUUUAUCCAACAAUUUUUGGACGAUAGAAAUGCUGGCGGCGAUGAAUCGACGAUGCAAAAUUUCCUCGGCAAACAACGAUUGGCGGAUAAAACAAUUGCCGAUUGCAUCGAAGCCAUUUUAGGAGCAUGCGUCAAAUCAAUUGGUGUCGAACGUACAUUCAAAGUAUUGGAAUGGUUUGAAAUCUUACCAAGCGAUAAUAAAGAGGACAUAACCAAAAUGUUACAACACAAAUUGCGCUCACCGCGCACUCGAACCAACAUUUCGGAUCAUGAAGUGGACUAUUUUUUGGCAAACCACAAAAAACUCGAAGAUUCCCUUGGUUAUACGUUCAAAGAUCGUGCUUAUUUACUACAAGCCCUAACACAUCCAUCGUAUCCAACGAAUCGUGUCACCGGUUGUUAUCAACAGCUUGAAUUUUUGGGCGAUGCCGUUCUCGACUUUUUAGUCACCGCUUACAUAUUCGAGCGCUGUCCACACAUGGAUCCGGGGAAAUUGACCGAUUUACGAUCGGCACUUGUGAACAAUGUGACAUUGGCCUGUUUGUGCGUACGCUACAAUAUUCACGUGCAUAUUUUGUCACAGAGUCCAGUUUUAACGGAAUCAAUCAAUCGAUUUGUUGACUUCCAACAAAAACAUAAUUUCGAAGUGGCUGAUCAUGUGGAAUUGUUGAUGGAAGAGCGAGAUUAUGAUUGCAAAAUGGCUGAUUAUGUGGAUGUGCCAAAAACAUUGGGUGAUGUUAUGGAAGCAAUUAUUGGUGGAAUAUUUUUGGACAGUGGCAAUAAUCUCGAUGCCACAUGGAAUGUAAUCUAUCGUUUGAUGUCGUUUGAAUUACACAAAUUUAUGGCAAAUGUGCCAAUUCAAAUGGUGCGUCAACUCUACGAAUAUCCAAACGCAAAUCCAGAUUUCGAACCGCCGGUAGUUGAUGAAGAAACGGGCAUCGUACUGGUCAAUCUUCAGUUUACGUGCAAUGGCGAAAUAUUGUUGGUCCAUGGUUUUGGCACCAACAAAGAUAAUGCCAAACGAGCAGCAGCAAAGUUAGCCUUAUCGAAAUUAAGACGAUCAUAAUGAUUUAAGUCACAUGAUAUCGAAACUAUUUUCAUUUAAUACAACAAAAACUGUAAUUUUUUAUCUAUUCUAGUAAUUUCUUUUCUUCUAAAAACGCUGACAUGUAAAUUCGAAUGAAUUGUCACUUGAUCGUCAAUUAUAUAUUCAUUUCAAUUUAUAUUCCAAAAAAAAAAAAAACGUAAAUGAUAUUUAAAGUUGAACAUAGUUCAAACUCUUUUGACCGUGAUUUAAAAAAUAAAGGAAAUAUCAAAAAUUUAAAAAAAUGCAUUAAAAUAAAGAAAUGCUUUAACCAUAUCUG
This is a messenger RNA of Contarinia nasturtii (swede midge), 5814 nucleotides long. RefSeq names its product endoribonuclease Dicer-like. NCBI's taxonomy places the organism in Eukaryota, Metazoa, Arthropoda, Insecta, Diptera, Cecidomyiidae. The coding region runs from base 537 to 5516 and encodes 1659 amino acids. Gene Ontology annotation, biological process: pre-miRNA processing; siRNA processing; apoptotic DNA fragmentation. The transcript has 10 exons. Gene Ontology annotation, cellular component: RISC complex; nucleus; cytoplasm. The record is from RefSeq and is a predicted model, not a curated record. Gene Ontology annotation, molecular function: ribonuclease III activity; deoxyribonuclease I activity; ATP binding.